Molecule: messenger RNA, 8717 nt
Organism: Ostrea edulis (European flat oyster)
Lineage: Eukaryota; Metazoa; Mollusca; Bivalvia; Ostreida; Ostreidae
Product: phosphoribosylformylglycinamidine synthase-like
Exons: 26
Coding region: 4463-8521 (1352 amino acids)
Biological process (GO): 'de novo' IMP biosynthetic process
Molecular function (GO): phosphoribosylformylglycinamidine synthase activity
Source: RefSeq, a predicted model, not a curated record
GCUCGGUUCCGGAACAAAAAAGUACGCGCAAUUUUGCACUAUCGAUUUAACAAUAACAAAAUGUACUUUUCAUUCUAUAUCUAAUCUAUGAAAAGAUAAAAUGAUUAAAAUAAGACAGCAGCCAAAAGUGCACAUUCACUCUGAAGGAACGCUGUAAGCUCUCUGAAUGCCGCCAAUGUGGUGACUUGGAUUUUAAAAAAAAUUGACAAGUUGCUAAAAGGGCAUUAAAAGGAAUAACAAAAACAAAUACAAAGGUUUGAAGAACAAUUUGGAUUUAAUUAUUGAUUUUUAUAAGAUAAACGUAAAUGUCAGGUGUAUGGAUAGACAGAUUAUGGUGUUUUUCGAUCCUCUCUCUAUUUAUUUAAUUUUUUUUUGGAUAAAAUUUAUGUGUGGUACGGUUUUAUGACUCUAGAAGUACAUGACUGUGUUUGGUUUGUUGGCUAUAUAUCAUCUGUCGUGCAUGAUGCUGAGCAUUUACUGUAUAUAGAUAAAUGCACGAUUACACUGUGUAUAAAAUAAUCAGCAAAGAGUUGUUUACACUGCAGAGAGAAAUGAAGUUCCCGGGAUGUUCAUUCUGUGUGUACUAGACACUUAAUUACUCAAAAAUAAAUAAAUAGAUAAAUAAAUAAAUGUAAAUGAUAAAAUAAUAAUUUUAAAUACACAUAAAUUUAAAAAAAUUGAAAAAAAAGAAGUAAAAACGAAGGAUGUGUGGAUCGAUAUUCUGGCUUAGUUUGGUUGUAAAAUAAGUACAAAUAUAAAAUUCCUAAAAGACGAAGGACUUGUAAAUUUUCUAUGAUGUUCAAAAGUUGAAAUAUUUCACUCCUCCCUAUAGAUAAGAUAAGAUAAGAUAAGUUUAUUCCAAUUUUGGGCCCAGAGGGCAUAACAGUAAGACAGUUUAUAAAGAAGGAAAUUCAAAAAAGAAAGAAAGUUUACAACAUUAACUACAGGUUACAUAGACUGCAUGUGGAUGCAGCAUGUUGGGGAAACAAGUACAUACAUAUAUGAAUUGCUAAUCAUGUAUAUAUACAAGUAGAUGGACAUUAUCAGUAUUAUACCAAUAUAUGAAUAAUAAACUAUAAUGAUUUUUGCAGUUUUAAAGCAUCACUUCUUUUUCUGAAAGUUUGCACUAAAUAUUCACUCAAUUUGACAAUUACUGGUUUGUCUUCAUUAAUCAUCAACCAAGUAAAUUUGUCCUUAUUUGCUAGAUAGAUAAAAAUUUUGUUGAGCUUGUAUAUACCAUUAAAAAACAUAUUUCUCUCUUCAACAUAGAAUGGACAAUCAGUAAGGAAAUGAAAUUCAUCUUCAACACAAUUAAGGUUACAUAAUUCACAUAUUCUUUUGUUUCUUUCUAAAGAAAUCUUCUGGCCAGAAUUGGUUUUUGUAAAUUCAUAUCUUCCUCUUUCAAUUCGAAGGUCAUGUGCACUAAUUCGAAAUCUAUAUGAUUCCAUACGGAUUCCUCCCCCUCCCCCUGCUUGGGACUUUAUUGAGAAAUCAUGGGAAUUAAUUACAUUUGAAUUCACUCAUACAAACAUAAAUUUACUUUCAUGUUCAUCAUUUUUUCAAAAGUAGUUUGUUUGUGACAAGUGUGGUCAACACCAUGUCAUAUGUAAUCAAGGGACCUGAAGCAUAUGGUUCGUGGAUCUUGACCCUCAAUGGACAGUCUAUCCCCCGGAUUAGUACAUAUACUAGCAGUUUGUGUAAUUUGGUUUCCUUUGCAUUCGUGAGGAUCCGGUGACUACUUGUGAAUAUUGCCGGGGGGUAUGAUAUUUUCUAUUGAUAUAGCCAUAUGGACGGGAAUGUGAAGUUAUUGUCAGGCAAAUACUUGCAUCCGGGAACAUUGACACUUAGUUUCAAUUUCCAUCAUGUCCUACGGUGUCAUUAGCCUAAAUUUGGAACAUAUGAACUGCAUGUAAAGGUCAAUAAAUCAGAGGAUAUACUGCUAAGGAAGGGUGAAGGGCGUUCCACCAUUUUUUUUUUUUUUUUUUUUUUUUUUAGAAAAGUACACAUGAUAAGGACCGAAUUCAUGGAAUUUAUCCCCUCAAAAAGCAAAAAUUGAAAUGAAGUAGAUUUCCAGUUCUCUGUCAUAUUUUAUAUUUAUAAUGUAGUGGGUGAGUAUACACACAAUAAUUGCAACGUGACACUUCAGUCAAUGAGGAAACCACUAUUUCACAUCCUUUCUUGUAAUUUGACGUAAGAAGUCACUUUUGACCAAAAACGUAUUUUCAAGUGCUUGGUUUCGUUUUAAUUAAAAAUAUAUUAGACUAAGAGAUUUCAUUAAUAAAUUUAAUAUUUCUACAAAUUAGGAAGCUGCAGACAUAUGCAUUUUGUCAUAACAAUAUGAAUCUUGUCCUCGAGGUUGCUCUUUGUUUGCAAAAUGGAAAAAUGUACGAAAAUAUAAUACGAAAUGCUUAUUAUUUUUUUUUAAAUCAAAAUUGGAAAACACUUGGUAAAAAUGUAGCAUGUGUUUAUGGUGUCAUAUUCGAAGAUUACCAACAUUUAAAAAAAAUCCAUCAAAUACAGUUAUACCUACACUCUUCAUAAAAAAAAGAAAAAGGAAAAAGAAAACUGCAUCAAAAACUGUGACGUUUUUUUUAAGGGGGCCAAAAAGGCACCAAACGUAAAUAGUGUCCUUUGCAUUUAUAUGACUUGUAUUCAUAUGACUUACAAUUGUGUUGAAUGGUGCACAUUAGGAAUAGUAUAUUAUACCCCCAUUUGUUUUCCAAACUGUCAUUGAACAUCUGUCUUCCCAUUCUUACUCCUGCCCCCCCCCCCCCCCCCCCCCAGUGUUGACAUGCUUCAUACUGAUAUCCGACACAUGAGUUUACAUCUAUUAUAUUUAUUGAAACCAUUGGAAUCAGAGAGGAAUGAAUUCGGGUAUGUACAGCCUUAUCCUUAUCAAUCAGAUCGAAUACUAGCAACGGUCUGCCUAAUUGAAGACCUACAGGUAAUUGAAGACCUACGGAAGACUUACAAAAAUAUAAGCUAUUUACAUCAAAUCUAAUAUGAUUUUCUCAUUAAGCAUGUCUCAAAUAUCUAAUAUAGACAAAAACGUUUGAUAAAAAUAAGUUUUUAUUGUGCAUUUUCAAAGCUGGUUAGGGACAACUAUUUUUCUCUCUGCCGGGGAAUAGUCCCAUAAAAUGAUUCGUUGUAUAAUGGUCCUGUGCAGCUGAAUCCCAGUGUGAAAUACACAUACCACACCCAUUCAAAAUAAUGAACAGCACUCUUAUUCACCUUGAUGCUUCCCUUAAAAAGUGCUUUCACAUUUCAACUAUUUGAGCCAACUGACUUCUCAGAGCAUAACACUAUAUAAUUCAAAUCUACUACUUUAAAUAUACCUGGUACAUACAUAUCUAUAUGUACGUAUUUAAUGCACUAAACAAGCGUGGACCUUAUGUGUCCUACAACACCACCUCCCGUUGUUUUCUGCUGUUGGUCGAUGCGCAUGUUUAUGCUGUAAACUCAUAUCUCACAUAUUACGGCGUGACUCUACUUUUUUCAAAAUCUAUAUGAAACGGUGUUCUCUGACACCGACUCUUGUUUAUUGUUGUAUAUAUGUAUGUGCAUAAAUUUAUUUACCCAAGACAUAAUGAUAUCUCUGUCAGAAUACCUCUAUACCUAUAAAUUAGUACCUUAUCAUAUUUGAACACGAUUCCUAGUAGCUUUGUCCAUCACAGCAUAGAACUCACUACCUAAAGAAACUUUAAAAAAUUUAAAGAAGUUUAAACAACACAGAUGAAUACGAUAUAUUUUAUUAUUAUUAUUAUUUUUUGUUUGGUUUUAAAAUCUGAACAUGGGUUGUCAUACUAUGUUAGUGCGUAAAUAUGUGUAAUCACAGUGCAUGUGGUAGGCUUAUGUCAUCAUGAUCAUGCCCCACGAGGCCCUAAUUUGGCAACGAGCAUAUUCUAUUUAAUAGUUGGUGUGUGUGUGUGUGUGUGGUUCAACAAUACCAAUGUUAGUUGAAAUAGCCUAAUAUGGAAACCCCUUGUUAAGGAACGAACGCGUAGAAAUAUACAAUGAUUGUAUAAUACGCGCAAAUAUUUUGUACUGAAGCCGUUCUUGUUUGUUAAUUAAAUACAAGUACAUGCGGUAAAUACUAGUGUUAUGACACGGAUGAUGUAUAGGUAUCGUGAUAGCUAGAGGUGGUUUUGUACGAUUCGAUUAUCAGAAAUCACUAAAACUGUCCUUUUUUUAAUGAUGAAAAAAGAGAACACGUAAUAAUGAAAACCAAAACAAUCGUAAUUUACUUCACAAAUCGUGUACAUAAAUAAUCUAAGGUCUAAGGGAGGUAAUUCUAAUUUUAUAUAAUGAAAAAAAAAAAAAGAAGAAGAAAAUCUUCAGUGUAAGAAGGUAAAUAUGUGGCUAAGCGGCAAAAAUCAUUCAACCUGUUGAUUUGACAAAACACGUGUACCACACAGUUUAGCAGUUGAGGGCUUCAAUCGCUUCCUGACUGCUCCAAGAAGGGAUGGAGGACACAACCUGCAAAAGAGAGCAACCAUUAUUGCUGAAACUGUACAAGAAAGCCUCCAGUUGUCCGAGAGCAGAAGAUGUGACUUAUCAGAAAAUGAAAUCGAUCAUCGGAGACGACCUUCACAAAGUGCAGAUCGAGACGUGCUACUAUAUCCAGUUUUCAUCAGAUGAUGUGGAUUUAGAGACCUAUUCCAAACUAGUCUGGAUACUGAGCACACCUUUUCGGGAAAAUGAUAUCACCAGGAAGAGUUCUUUUGAGCAGCCAAAGGGAAAUACAUGCUUGAUAGAGAUAGGACCAAGAUUAAACUUCUCGACGCCAUUUUCCACAAACACUGUGUCCAUUUGUAAAUCUGCUGGAAUCAAGGAUGUGACGAGGGUCGAAUUCUCUACACGGUAUCUGAUGACUCUUUCAGAAGAUUUCCAGUUGGAUGGCGAUGAAGAACAAAGGGUUGUGGACAGCAUUCAUGAUAAAAUGACCCAGUGUCGUUAUGUGACCCCAGUGGAGACCUUUGCCCUGGAGGUCAGAUCAGAGGACGUUUAUGAAAUUGACAUCUUGGGGGAGGGCAGACAGGCACUUGUGAAAGCCAAUGAAAAGCAAGGGCUGGCCUUUGAUGAAUGGGAUUUGGACUACUACACAGAAUUAUUUCAGGAAAAGAUCAAAAGGAACCCCACAAAUGUGGAAUGUUUUGAUUUGGCCCAGUCUAACAGUGAACACAGCCGUCAUUGGUUCUUCCGUGGCCGUCUAGUGGUGGAUGGGAAGGAACAUCCCGAAUCUCUGUUCAAAAUGAUUAUGGAUACUCAGAAACAGUCCAACCCAAAUAACGUCAUCAAAUUCUCUGAUAAUAGCAGUGCCAUAAAAGGAUAUGAAACCACAGUUUUGGUUCCCAGCGACACCACUGUGCCGAGUGCGAUGUCAGAGAUGGAAAACGUGAAACGACACAUCAUCUUCACAGCUGAGACUCACAACUUUCCCACAGGCGUGGCUCCUUUUCCGGGAGCCACUACGGGGACUGGUGGGAGAAUCCGAGACGUUCAAUGUACAGGUAAAGGGGCCCAUGUGGUGGCCGGAACCGCCGGAUACAGCUUUGGAAAUCUGAAUAUUCCAGGUUACAUACAGCCAUGGGAGGACCAAUCACAUCUCUACCCCGGGAACUUUGCUUCACCUCUAAAUAUAGCAAUAGAGGCCAGUAACGGGGCAUCAGAUUAUGGGAACAAGUUUGGAGAACCAGUUUUGGCAGGGUUUGCUCGCUCCUAUGGAUUGACCGAUCUGAGUGGGGAGAGGAGAGAGUACAUCAAGCCCAUCAUGUUCAGUGGGGGUAUCGGUCAGCUGGAGGACAUCCAUGUUAAAAAGAACACACCUGAGACAGGGAUGUUGGUGACGAAGGUCGGAGGCCCAGUGUACAGGAUUGGUGUGGGGGGAGGAGCGGCCUCCUCGGUACAAGUCCAGGGGGACAACAAGGAAGAGCUGGACUUUGGAGCCGUUCAGCGGGGGGAUCCAGAGAUGGAACAGAAGCUGAACCGUGUCAUCCGGGCGUGUAUAGAGAGGAGGGAGAAGAACCCAAUAGCCAGUGUCCAUGAUCAGGGGGCAGGGGGCAACGGCAAUGUUCUGAAGGAAAUAGCCGAACCUGCAGGUGCCCUAAUUCAGGCCUCCAGGUUUCAGCUAGGAGACCCAACCCUGAGCAUCCUGGAAUUGUGGGGGGCUGAAUAUCAGGAGAGUAAUGCCCUUCUAAUCAGCCCCCGGGAUCAGGAUCUCGUGCAGAAGAUAGCGGAUCGAGAGAGGUGUCCUGUGAAUUUCGUGGGGACCAUCACAGGGGAUGGUCGGAUUAAAUUAGAUACUUUUAAGAAAGAAACUAUAUCUGUCCCUGCUAAGAAGAGGAAGACUAAGGCCAUGAACUUACCAGUGGAUCUCGAACUGGAACACGUACUGGGAUCCAUGCCGAGAAAGGUUUUCAAACUUGAGAGGACGACGCCCCCUGUGUAUGGAUUAUCGUUACCGGAGAACCUCCAGAUUCGGGAUGGUCUGGAGCGAGUUUUGAGGCUUCCAUCUGUUGCCAGCAAGAGAUACCUCACAAACAAGGUAGACAGGUGUGUGACAGGUCUGGUUGCCCAGCAACAGUGUGUUGGUUCUCUACAUACGCCUCUGGCAGAUGUUGCCGUGACAGCACUGAGUUACUUAGACAAGGUUGGAUCUUGCACUGCAAUAGGAGAACAGCCAGUCAAAGGCCUGAUAAAUGCAGCCUGUGGAGCUCGCCUUUCAGUCGGAGAGGCCCUCACUAACCUGGUAUUUGCCAAAGUCACAGAUAUUAAGGACAUCAAGUGUAGUGGCAACUGGAUGUGGCCUGCCAAACUUCCAGGAGAGGGUAACGCUUUACUGGAGGCAUGUUCAGCCAUGUGUGACAUCAUGAAGGAUCUUGGGAUAGCUGUAGAUGGCGGCAAAGACUCGUUAAGCAUGGCAGCCAGAGUGGGGAGUCAGACUGUAAAAUCUCCAGGUACACUUGUGAUAUCUGCUUAUGCUGCUUGUCCAGACAUAAUGAUGACCGUUACUCCUGACCUCAAAUGUCCAGACAAUAAAGGUUGUUUGCUGUUGGUGGAUCUUGCAGACGGAAACCAUCGACUCGGGGGCUCAGCUCUGGCCCAGUGUUACAAACAGUUGGGUGACCUUUGUCCUGAUCUGGAUCAACCUGAGGUUUUCCGUAAAGCAUUCAAUGUCACACAAAAGCUGAUAGGAGAGAGGAAGGUGUCUGCUGGACAUGAUGUCAGUGAUGGAGGCCUAGUCACAGCUGUCCUGGAGAUGGCUCUCGCUGGAAAUUGUGGAAUAGAUGUAAACUUAGAAUUCAUUCAGAAAGAUUGUAGUGCCAUAGAUGUGUUGUUCUCAGAAGAGCUUGGUCUGAUUCUAGAAGUGCCAUUUAGUGAGAGUGCUUAUGUACUGGGAGAAUACGCAACACAAAAUGUUCCCUGUUAUUCGAUUGGUCACUCUUGUAAACAAAGCAACCCUUCUGAUGCUGUGGUAAACAUAUCCAUCAGAGGCAAUGAGGUCAUGAAAGAGAAGAUGACGAUAUUGAGAGACAUCUGGGAGGAAACAAGUUUUCAGUUAGAACGUCAUCAAGCCAACCCUAAAUGUGUGGCCCAGGAACAGGCUGGUUUGAAAGAGAGGGUGGAUCCUCCUUAUCACGUUCCUUACGAAUCUGAAAUUAUAUCUUUCACUGUGAGAGGUAGAACUACAAGUCAAGCUUCCCCCAAAGUGGCGGUCCUUAGAGAAGAGGGCAGUAACUCAGACCGAGAGAUGGCGGCGGUGUUGCACCUGGCAGGCUUUGAGGUGUGGGAUGUAAACAUGGAAGACCUGUGUACAGAGAGAAUCAGUCUGGACCAGUUUAGGGGACUAGUUUUCGUUGGCGGCUUUAGCUAUGCCGAUGUAUGUGGAUCUGCAAAAGGCUGGGCAGCCACAGCCCUUUUCAACCAAAGUGUACGCGAGCAGCUGCUGAAAUUUAAGGAGAGGCCGGACACAUUCAGCUUGGGAGUGUGUAAUGGCUGUCAGCUGAUGGCGCUACUGGGCUGGGUGGCUCCUGAUGAAGAUCUGAAAGUAGAAAACAGUAACAGCGGAGUUGGACAGGGACUUUUUCUGGAUCACAAUUUAUCGGAGAGGUUUGAGUGUCGCUUCAGCACUGUAAAAAUAAUGGACAGCCCGGCGAUGAUGUUCAGAGGAAUGAAGGACACGAUGUUUGGCAUGUGGAGUGCACAUGGAGAAGGUAGAAUGGUGUUUCGAUCUGAGGAGAUUUAUCAGGAUGUCUGCCGAGAUAAGCUCAUAGCUGUGAAAUAUGUGGACGAUUUAGGGAAGCCCACAGAAGUCUACCCCUUCAACCCUAAUGGAUCUCGAGAUGGGAUCGCUGCCAUUUGCUCAGAAGAUGGCCGACACCUUGCCAUCAUGCCUCACCCUGAGCGGUGCUUUCUGCCCUGGCAGUGUGCGUGGAUGCCACAGGAAAUGAGAAGGAAUUUUGAUGUGUCUCCAUGGUUCAAAAUGUUUCAGAAUGCUUUUGAUUGGUGCCGGGAACAGUAGUAGGGGGUCAUGUGUUGAGGUCUUCUUGUGCUGAGAAAAAUUUGGGACCAUUUGUUAUCUACUCAUGUACAUUAAAUAUUACUCGAAAAUGGGGUGGAUGAAAUUACUGCAAAAUGAUGAAUUAUAGUGCCUUUGUGUUCAAUAUAACUGAAUCUUUGUGUGUUCAAUAUAAUAAAUUAUACUUGUAGCUGUUUCA